AACAAACACAAAACUCUGCUUUCCUCCAUUCAGAUAUUCUGUUUGAAUUUCGUCUGCAAUCCAAUCCACAAAUCCGAUUUUCUCUAUCUUUAGCCGCAAAAUCUCCAAUUUGGUAACUCAAGAUCAUCCCUUUUUUCCUCUGUGCGGUAAGGUUGGUGAUGAUGGCUUAUCUACAUCAUAACCCUUCAACAAUUUUUUCUCUGACUCUGAUUCUUCAGAAGAGCCAAAACCCAUCGCAGGCUUUGUGUUUUCUCUUCUAGUUCCUCUUUCAUUCUGUAGAAUUCGAUUUUCCAAUCAAUUUUUUCGUGUGUCUCUCCAUACCCAUUUUCUCCAAUUGUUUUUGAAGGGUUUUCAGUUCAUAUUUCAUGUGCUUUAAGUUUUGUAUGAUUUGUUUCAUCUGGGUUUAGAUAAAGACGGCCCCUUUAUUCCUAGAAUUUAAGUUUAUUUUCUAAAUUCUGGGUCAUUGGUCUUGUCAGAUAAUGGUGGGAUUUCGGUCGUUUUCCUAGUGUUUACUUUUCUUUUUGUUUGUUUUUCUCUCUUGGUCAAUUUUAUAUUUUUUUUCCAGGUUUUAUAAAAGACAACAAGUAUUCUCGACAUUAUUAUUGGUGUGUGUUUUUUAGUAUCCUAAAAAAGCUUUGGAUUAUUAGUUCAAUCUUAGAGGGAAUUUAGAAUUGUAAUUGAAGUUGGAAUAGCUCAGGGGUUGGUGAAAUUGGGUUUAGAUUCCAUCAUAUUUUUUCCUGUUUUAUUUGAAUUUUUAUCUGUUUUUUAGGUAGAUUAUAAACUCUGAAUUGCUAGUUGAAAUUGAAUAAUUGAUAUUAUAUAGGUUCGAUGCAAACAAAUAGAUAGGAUUCUGUCUAUAUAUUUUCUGUUUCUUGAAUCCUAUUUUGGGUCGAAGGUAUUCUUUCAUAUUUGGUGUUUCCAGUACUUAAGUUGUUAUUCCAUCUCGGUUUUUAAGUAUGGAUGUGAAAACUGGUGAUGAAGGUGAUGUUAAGUCACCCAAGAAAUUAGAUAACCAGGUAGAGGGUGCGAAUUCAAAGAUCAAGGGUACAGGAAGUGUUAGUGGUAAAGAUAUGAUUUUUAGAGCUGAUAAGAUUGAUUUGAAAAGCUUAGAUAUGCAGCUGGAGAAGCACCUGAGUAGGGUUUGGUCUAGAAACAUUGAUAAUCAAAGCCAAAGGCCUACAGAGGAGUGGGAGAUUGAUCUGUCUAAAUUGGAUAUAAGGUAUGUCAUAGCUCAUGGGACUUAUGGGACUGUCUAUCGUGGCACUUAUGACAACCAAGAAGUUGCAGUGAAGCUGCUGGACUGGGGUGAGGAUGGUAUUGCCACAGCUGCUGAGACUGCUGCUCUUCGGGCAUCAUUUCAGCAAGAGGUUGCUGUUUGGUAUAAGCUUGACCAUCGUAAUGUUUCAAAAUUUGUUGGAGCCUCAAUGGGAACUUCAAACCUUAAGAUUCCUUCAAACAAUUCAGCUGAUGCUCCAAAUUCUCUUCCUUCUAGAGCAUGUUGUGUAGUUCUGGAGUAUCUCCCUGGCGGCACACUUAAACAAUACUUGAUAAGAAAUAGGAGGAAGAAACUUGCUUUUAAGGUUGUGAUCCAACUUGCUCUGGAUCUCUCUAGAGGUCUCAGCUAUCUACACUCAAAGAAGAUUGUACAUCGUGAUGUCAAAACUGAAAACAUGUUACUAGAUUCUCAAAGAACACUUAAAAUUGCUGAUUUUGGUGUUGCCCGUGUUGAAGCUCAGAAUCCAAGCGACAUGACUGGUGAAACUGGUACCCUUGGAUACAUGGCCCCAGAGGUGUGCCUUGUUAAAUCUUGAUUGGUUUUAGUGAAGAAGAAAUGGUUCUAUACUUGAGACAUUUUUUCAUCAAUCAAGAGUGAACUUGAAU
Molecule: messenger RNA, 1881 nt
Organism: Rubroshorea leprosula
Lineage: Eukaryota; Viridiplantae; Streptophyta; Magnoliopsida; Malvales; Dipterocarpaceae
Source: the annotation of a GenBank genome assembly